Messenger RNA from Lampris incognitus (smalleye Pacific opah), 4617 nucleotides. It is a transcript of the gene antxr1d, whose product is annotated as ANTXR cell adhesion molecule 1d. Lineage: Eukaryota; Metazoa; Chordata; Actinopteri; Lampriformes; Lampridae. The coding region runs from base 460 to 2238 and encodes 592 amino acids. Gene Ontology annotation, molecular function: signaling receptor activity. Gene Ontology annotation, cellular component: membrane. The transcript has 18 exons. The record is from RefSeq and is a predicted model, not a curated record.
AUUUUUGUUUUUGUUUUGUUUUUAUGUUGUGUUUUGUUUGCGAGCCAACUGACAAAGCACAAAAUAACAAACUGACGCAACCGCGUCAAUGUUUCUGGCGACCGUUCUUCUGUGAGUUUGCGGGGAACUGUUUCUCCCCUCCUUCCUUCUUUCUCCUCCAUCCUGCUCCGGGUUUCUCCUCCUCUCCUCUUCCUCCUCCUCUGGGACGGGCCAGGCCGCCGGCUCCGCACGCAGCACGACAGGCCUGACGCGCGCACACUCCGACGGCACGGGAAAGUUCCCAAAACGGGCACGCACACAUCCGUCAUUCGACCGCCAGGGAAUCGGCUCCGUGUGCGGACGUUGAGGAGCAGAAGGAGAACAUCGAGGAGCGGAGGGAGAACAUGUGAGCUGGCCGUCGUGCCGAGGGGAAAGCGGGCUUCGGAUCAACAUAAAGGAAAGGCUGUUUCGGAAGGAAAGAUGGCGAGGAGACGGGCUGGCGUGUUCCUCCUCCUCCUCUCGGCUCUGUUGGGGACUCUCGUUCUCCGAGCCUCCGCAGGACGGGAGCCGAGGAGCACGGAGCCGCGGCAGCAGGAGCAGGGGAGAGAGGAGGGGGAGACGGAGGAGGAGGAGGAGGAGCAGGAGAGGUCCUGUCAGGGAGCCUUCGACCUCUACUUUGUCCUGGACAAGUCUGGGAGUGUGAAGCACCACUGGGUCGAAAUCUACAACUUCGUCAAGCAGCUGGCUGAGAAGUUCAUCAGCCCCAUGCUGCGGAUGUCCUUCAUUGUCUUCUCCACGCGAGGAAACACCAUCAUGAAACUGACCGAGAGCAGAGAGGCCAUAACCGAGGGUCUGACGGCCCUGAGGAGGGUUAUCCCUGGAGGAGAUACCUACAUGAACUUGGGCUUGGAAAUGGCUAAUACACAGAUCUAUCAGGAGAACCAAGGGACGGCUAGCGUUAUCAUCGCCCUGACCGAUGGAGAACUGAACGAGUGGCAGUUUGACACAGCCCAGCGAGAGGCGGAGAGGGCCAGGUCUAUGGGGGCUAUUGUUUAUUGCGUGGGGGUCAAAGAAUUCAACCAGACCCAGCUGGCGACCAUAGCGGACACCGUGGAGCACGUGUUUCCUGUGUGGGGAGGCUUCCAAGCCCUCAGGGGAAUCAUUGACUCGAUCAUCAAGAAGUCGUGCAUCGAGAUCCUGGCCGCGGAGCCAUCCAGCGUGUGUGCAGGAGAGAGCUUCCAGGUGGUGGUGAGGGGCAACGGGUUUCUCCACGCCAGGAACACGGACCAGGUCCUCUGCAGCUUUAAACUCAACGACACGCACACCCUGGAUGAGAGGCCGGUCGGGAUCGAGGAUACCUUCCUGCUCUGUCCUGCUCCAGUCAUCGAGGAGGUGGGAAGGGUGAUCUACCUGCAGGUCAGCAUGAAUGAAGGCAUCUCCUACAUCACCAGCUCCGUUCACAUCACCACAACGGAAUGUUUUGACGGCACCAUCGUGCUGAUCUCAUUGCUGGUGUUGUUCCUGCUGCUGGCUCUGCUGCUGAUGUGGUGGUUUUGGCCCCUCUGCUGCACCUUAGUGAUCAAGGAGCCUCCACCGCCGCCUCCUCCAGAGCCAGAGUCUGAUGAUGAAGAUGGGAUGCCCAAGAAGAAGUGGCCCACAGUGGAUGCAUCCUACUAUGGAGGGAGAGGAGUGGGAGGCAUCAAGCGCAUGGAGGUGCGGUGGGGGGAGAAGGGGUCCACCGAGGAAGGUGCCAAACUGGACAAACCUAAAAACGCGGUGGUGAAGAUGCCCGAUCAGGAGUUUGAGCCAUUCGAGCCCAAACCCCGCAAACCACCACGCCGUCCAGCCCCGCAGAGGAGAUGGUAUACACCCAUUAAGGGGAAGCUUGAUGCUUUGCUGGCUCUGUUCAGAAGAGGUUAUGACCAGGUGUCCCUGAUGAGACCUCAACCCGGAGACCAGGGACGCUGUAUACAUUUCCACCGGGUCAAAGAGGAAUCUGCUCCAACGAAAACUCUUCCUCGCUCUCCUCCUCCUCCUCCUCGCUCCGCCUCUCCUCCUCCCCCCGUCAUUGAGCAGCAACCACUAGUCUCCUCCUCCUCCGUGCCCCGCUCCAAACCGCCCUCCAGAGGUCCUCGCACCGCACCACCGGCCCGCUCCCCCCCUCCGAUGGCCUCCUCACUCCCGGGCCCACCCCCCGCCCGGGCUCCUCCCCCGGGGCCUGCGGGGGCCCCUCCCUCUCGACCUCCUCCCAGGCCCUGAUGAGAAAGAGAGAGAGAGAGAGAGAGAGAGAGAGAGAGAGAGAGGGCAUCCAAAAGCGUAGCGUACGUCAAAUCUGUAUUUUAAAGUCUCCACAAAACCUGUAUUUUCUCUUUUCACUGAGAACUCUUCCUCUCUCGACAGCGAGGUCUUCAUAUCCUGAAAGCCAGGGUGUACGACUUUAUGCUCUGUGCUUUGUUGCUGGACAGCAAAAAAAAAAAAAAAAAAAGAAAAGAAAAAGAAAAAAAAUGAACUGAACAUUAAAAUCUGCUACCGAGUUUCAUAGUGUGGCAUGAAAGUCAUAUAUUAUAGGAAAUGUUAAACCUAGCAUGUACCCGUUUUGUGAGUUGUUGAUAUUGUCGAUCAGAUACUGCAGAUGUAUUUACUGGCGUGUGUAGUUUAACAGGUUGUUGGGCAAAGCUGUGUGUUUUGUAGGCUGUGUUAUUUGGCAUGUGUUUGUCCUGUAGAGCGUGGUCAAGGCGAGGAGGGCGAGGUGGGUAAGACAGCGGUGGGAGGAGCUAAAGCGUGUGGAUAAAGCCUGUUGUAGGGGUGCACCGAUACCGAUACUACUACCGAUACCACUGCCGAUACCGAUACUACUACCGAUAUUAUUACCGGUACCGAUAUUACUACCGAUAUUACUACAGAUACCGAUACUAUUACCGAUAUUGCUGUCGAUACUACUGCCGGUACCAAUAAUAUUACCGAUACUAUUGCCGAUACCGAUACUACUACCGAUACCAGCUAUCGGAAAAAUAGCUUGUUUGCAGUCACGUGAUCCUGAUGACGCGCGAGCUUCGAGAUGGAGGGCAGGAAGUGGAAAGCGGAAUGGACGAGAUGGAGCUAGUUUAGACGGUGUUAUGAGAGAAAGGUGUAAACAGGAAGUAAGACGUGUUGGACAUGAUCUUAUGUGAUGAAGAGGGAUUUUAUUUUUUCGAAAUUUAUUUCUGAUUUUCUCCCAAUUUAGUGGCCAAUCGAUCCCUGUUUUUAAUUCAAACCCCCACCCUGGUACUGCAUGCGUUCGCCAACUGCAUCUCUCCGGCCGGCAGUCUGGAAGGAGACCGCCUCCCCACUUUCCGGGACAAGGAGACUCCAGGCCGAACCACUGCUUUUCCCCCCCACACACGCCUAGAGGCGCAUUCAUGUGACGAACACAAGCCGACUCCGCCCCCCUCCCGAAGACAGCGCUGCCAAUUAGUGCUGCUUCAUCGAGUCCGGCCAUACUCGGAUCUGACGAGACCGGGUCGCGAACCCCGGUCCCCAUUGCACAAAGCCGAUGCUUAGACCGCUACGCCACCGCGGACCCUAAGAGGGAUUUUAUUUUUGACGAAGUGGUCGCUGCGCACGCGCGCGUUAUCCGACUCCGCCCCUCCCGACCGCACACGGCGGUUCACAAACCAUUUUUUCCGGCGUUUCCGGUCAAUUUCUUUCAUCUCCCCCCCCCCCCCCUCAUGAACAACAACUUUUGGUACUCAGUAAAAACUCCUUGUGCUUUCUCAGUUAAUGACGCCAAACAGGCGUUUCCACAGUUUGUGAUAGUGCUUCCUGUGUAGAAGACCACUUCCUGCCCUCCAGCUGUAGUUCGUGACGUCAUAUGUAAACAAGCUAUACCGGGCUACAAUGGAGUGUUGAUGCUGAACGUCUUGCUCGAGACUCGAAACCAGAAACCAGAAACCACAAAGGCGUAAAGGCAUGCAUUCACAGCGCUUUCGGCUCAUGGAAGAACUCGUAUUUCUUUACUGCUGGGGGAAAAAAAAUUGCUUGUAUUGCCAAUUUUUUUGCUUGUUUUGCCCACCGGCCUCAAACUAACGACCGACAACAGGAGCGGCUCAGAUCGGUACUCGGUAUCGGCAGUGACACGGGACGUGGCGCGUCGGUAGCGCGAGCUUCCCGGACCAAAUCCUACUACUCCUUCUCAGACCCCAAAUGGUAUAAAACACGUAUAUAAGUCAACCCAAAUUCAAUCAUAGCGUUCAAAUUAAGUAAAGUCGUUUACAACUGCGGGGCAGUUUUCCGUAUUUAAUUUAUUUCGUAACAGGCCCUGUGUGCGUGCUCCGUGUCCUGUUUUACAGACGAUAGGAGGUACGUAGGAGGAGUCGCUGUCCUGCUGACCUGCAGGCUUGUGGACAGCGUGGGCCAGCCGUUGCAGGCCGGGCUGCAGGCAGGCGGGCGGGGCUGUAGGCGGGCGGGGCUGCAGGCAGGCGGGGCUGCAGGCGGGGCUGCAGGCAGGCAGGUAGGCGGGGCUGCAGGCAGGCAGGCGGGCGGGGCUGCAUCGCCAGGGGGUUUGCUGUGUAGCACAUUGUACUAACGACUGAAACGAUCACUCGCAUCGUUUCUGGAUUAACAAGCCUGGUGUCCUUUUCCAUUAAAGAAUGUUUUAUA